AUGAAAAGUUCAACAACAACGAAUAAGGCACCAAUAUCUUCCACAGCAUCAAAUAGUAUUACCAAGCAAUCAACAACUUCUUCCUCAAAGGUUUCAUCCGUGGCACACCCCUUAAAGAAAAAUUCAUCAACUUCAUCAACAAUAGCAACAAAACCAUCAUCCACAACAACAACAUCAGUAAAGAAGCCAAUAUCAUCAACAAAGUAUUCCGGAGUUAUAUCAACAAGUAGUACAACCUCUCAAAAGACGAGAAAUAUAUCACCAACAAAAAGAACGACAUCAACAAGUUCUGUUUCAAGCAAAUUGGGAGCUAAAAAACCAACAGUGGCUGGUAAAACAACAACUGAAAAACAACCAUCCACUACAGCUAAAAUACCACAAUUUGAAUUAACUGCAGAUUGGUUACAUUCCCUAUUGAUGGAUAUUAAUUUGGAUCACUCUAUUCCAUUUACAAAUAUUAAACAUCCCAAUCAUCAAUUUCUUAAAAGCAAAGAUGAAACAUUUAUAAAGGACAUGGAUGACUGUCUUCCAUAUUCUAUUGAUGAUGGAGAGAGAAAGAUGGCUCCUUGUGACAAGAGUGGAAUUCAAUUAGAUGGCCAUUAUACUACAGGACAUAAUGUUCAUUUUGUGAUGCAAUCGGAAAAGUUUAGCUUCUUCUCCUGGACAUUAAUAAUGAGAGCUUAUGUUGAUGAAAAAUCAUCUUGUUUGUUUUCAUUUGGGCCGUGGUACAGAUGGUUUGUCCUUAGCCCUACCUACGUUCAACUCAAUCAAGGUGACACCUUUUUAGGUAAACUUAAUGGUAUCAAACUUAACCAAUGGAAUGAAAUUUCAAUCUCCUUCAAUUUCGAUCAGGAAAAACAAUCAUUUGAUAACUGUCAAAUUGAUAAAAUCAUUAAGGGAAAGAAAGAAAUUUUGAUGCUGGUAAAUGGUGUGGAAAACAUAUUUGGACUUCCUUCAGGAGCAACACUUAAAGGGCCUGAAGAUGAAUUUGGAAUGAAACACGAAAAAUGCAUUGGAUUCUUGAACAUGAGUAAUGGUGGUUCUUUGAGAGGAACUGUUUCAUCAAUUAUAUUACUCAACAGACCAUGCUCAACACUUAAUGAGCUAAAGGGAAUAAGUUCAACCCUAACGCAUCUCCACAACAAGCCAAAUGGUCCUCCAAUUCUAAUGGAUCAAAUCCCAAUGCCAAAAACAUUACCAAAAGAUUGCAUUCAAAUUUUGAAAGGAAAUGCUCACUUUCAGUCGAUUAUUGAAAAGAACCAUAUGAUUAUCUUCUUCUUUUUUGAGAGUUUUUCAAUGUAUCAACGACGUCAAUUUGUUUUUCCUUUCAUUAAUCAUUUUGUGGAGUUUUUUACUCGAGUUGGAAGUGACAGCCCAAUCAAGUGUGGGAGGAUUGAUGUUGGCAAUGGAAACUAUGAUCUCAGAAACACUUUUAAAUUCAAAACUGAAGGCUUUAUAUUCUACAAGAAUGGACACAUAUUUGGACGUAUUGAUGUUGAUGAAACAACCAAGCUUGAUGUUUUGAAAAAAAAGUUAGACGAAUUUGAAAAGUUGGUUGGUGUUGAUGAACCUCCAACAAGAGAGAAUGUAGAGAGUGAUAAUAAUGAAUUUGAAACAAAGCUAAUCAAAAAGGAAGAUAACCCUAUUAAGAAGAUUAUUACAUCCACAAAUCCAAUUCCAAUCGCAAACAAGACCUCUGAUAUCAUCCUUGAAAAGCCAUCUGAAUGGCUUGAGAGCGUUUCAGCUGAUAUAAAUAUUAACUAUGAUAUGAGAAUUGCAAAUCCAUCCCAUCCAAAUCAUUCACUCUACACAAAGCAUAAUGUGUUGAGCACUAUUGUCGAACAAUGCAGGUCAAGUAUUGACAAGAAUAGAUAUAAGGAGAAGGCAAUUUGUGAUCAAUGGGGUAUUCAAUUUGAUGGUGAUCAUGAGGGAGGAGAUGUGAUUGUAGAAAUGAAGAGUGCCUACUUUAGCAAAACUGUCUGGAGUCUCUUUAUCAGAGUUUAUGUGGCGUCUAGUUCAAAUGUAAUAUUUGCAUUUGGACCAUCCUAUAGGUAUGUAGCUAUUCAAUAA
Molecule: messenger RNA, 2070 nt
Organism: Naegleria gruberi
Lineage: Eukaryota; Heterolobosea; Eutetramitea; Acrasida; Naegleriidae
Exons: 2
Coding region: 1-2070 (689 amino acids)
Source: RefSeq, a predicted model, not a curated record